AAAGAAUUAAUAUAAAAAAAAAGAAAAUUAUUUAAUUAUUAUGGAGGAACCACGCAGCGAUAAAAUCUAUGGCGGAUGUGAGGGUCCCGAUGCCAUGUAUGUCAAAUUAAUCUCUUCAGAUGGCCAUGAAUUUAUUGUCAAACGGGAACACGCUUUAACCUCUGGCACCAUCAAGGCUAUGCUUUCUGGACCUGGUCAGUUUGCUGAAAAUGAAGCUAAUGAAGUGCAUUUUCGAGAAAUACCCUCACACAUCUUGCAAAAAGUAUGCAUUUACUUUACCUACAAAGUGCGUUACACAAAUAGCUCUACAGAGAUUCCAGAAUUUCCGAUUGCUCCCGAAAUUGCUUUGGAAUUGUUAAUGGCUGCAAAUUUUUUAGAUUGUUAGAAGAAUAUUAUUUUGGGUGUUUUGUUUAUUUCAUUAUUCUUUUUUUUUAAU
Messenger RNA from Musca vetustissima, 436 nucleotides. It is a transcript of the gene EloC, whose product is annotated as elongin-C. Lineage: Eukaryota; Metazoa; Arthropoda; Insecta; Diptera; Muscidae. Gene Ontology annotation, biological process: ubiquitin-dependent protein catabolic process. The coding region runs from base 41 to 385 and encodes 114 amino acids. Gene Ontology annotation, molecular function: protein-macromolecule adaptor activity. The transcript has 2 exons. Gene Ontology annotation, cellular component: elongin complex. The record is from RefSeq and is a predicted model, not a curated record.